Messenger RNA from Neospora caninum, 1680 nucleotides. RefSeq lists its product as hypothetical. Bases 1 to 1680 code for a protein of 559 amino acids. NCBI's taxonomy places the organism in Eukaryota, Apicomplexa, Conoidasida, Eucoccidiorida, Sarcocystidae. The transcript is spliced from 4 exons. The record is from RefSeq and is a predicted model, not a curated record. Gene Ontology annotation, cellular component: mRNA cleavage and polyadenylation specificity factor complex. Gene Ontology annotation, molecular function: protein binding.
AUGGCAGGGGUCGGGGCCUUCUCUUUUGGAGGAUCCGCAGCUGGACCUCCAGGCUCCGUGGAUGAUAGCGGCGCUUUUCUCUCCUCGGGAUUUGUCCAAACUCGCCUGGGAAUCGACCGCCCGGCAGUCGACGGAGUCUCCUCCGUCGUCCCCCUCUUGACUUCCGGCCUCUUUGAACACCGCCUCUGGCAACGCCUGCGUUCUUCCCGUCCCCAUCCCCUCUGGGGCCGAGAGAUCCUUCCGCCGCACAGUCUGCCCCCGUGGUCAGGAACUGGGGUGUGUCCACAUUUGUCUUGCUCCUUCGUCAACCGGACGCGAACUGCAUGCACGCGGCUGAAGUGGUUUCCCAGCGGGCAGCGGCUAUUGGCGGGGACGCAGCCUGGCGAGUUGGCCGUCUGGUCCGGGGCUUUCUUCGGCUUCGAGGAUUUGAAACGCCUCCCUCAGGGCGGCGGCGCAAUCACCGCGCUCGAGUGGAGCGGCACCGGUGACCGCCUAUUUGUCGGCGAUGCCUCGGGCCUCGUCGUCAUGCUUUCCCAGGCUCUCAAUCCGAUCGAGAACGAGCCGUUGAAGGGCCUGAACCACCCAGUCCUGUCGCUCUCGGCCUCGCCUCUCACGGCGCAGCUCCUCGCAGGCUGCGCUGACACGACAGACCCGCUUGUCUGGGACGUGAACCGCCUCGCGGUCUCGCGCGUCCUCCGCGCCCCGAACCUCGACAGCAGUUCCUCCUCCUGUCUCCAGUGGCAUCCACUCAGUUCGCUCAUCGCCACCGGCUCAAAGUCGAGCUGGGUGUAUCUCUGGGACUCUCGAGAGGCGGCGCCCGUGGCGAUGCUUCAGCCCCACCGCGGGACCGUCAACAAAGUCGUCUUCCACCCCCACGGGUCCUUGCUGCUCACGUGUAGCCGGGACACGUUGGUGCGUUCGAUCGAUUUGCGGAUGUUUCGUCCUCUCCAUCUCUUUCGCUUGCCGCGGUCGACCUCCUCGACGUCGGCUUCGCCGCUGCCUGCAGCCGAGCCGCUCCAACUCGCGUUGAAUCCCGUGCAUCCGAACAUCUUCGUGACUGGCGACAACCAAGGCCGACUGACUUUCUUCUCGCUGCUGCAGCCGGCGGCGCCGCUCCUGCAGCUCCAAGAAGCCCACGGGGGGGUUGGCCCUUCUGGCCCCGCCGAGCGGGCGGCUGAAGGCGCAGUUGUCUCCUUGGACUGGCAUCCGAUGGGCAAUCUCCUCGUCUCUGCGGCCGACAGCCGCCUGAUGCGAUUCUGGUCCCGCGGCGUAUGCGGCGGCGUCGGCGGGGCUGCGAUGCAGACGGUGAAACUCGUCGAACUGCAGAGUGGAGGCCUCACCGGGGACUUUCCCGUCUCAGCGCGCCGCGUGCGCGACCGCGAAGUUGUCGUCGACCGGAAACGGGCGCGACUCCUCGCAGGCGGGAUUCUCCCUCUCGGCGGGCACGCGCCGGGGGACGAGGCGACCGCGCGGCGAGGCGAAGAGUCCGAGCCCAGUCACAGACCCCGCGACACCAGGGAGGCUCCGGCUGAGGCUCUUGACGCUCUGAACGGAGAGAGCGAACCGAGCAGCGACGAAGAAGACUGGGGCGGAUGGCUCGAGGGCGGACGGGGAAAGGCAGGGUUGCCGCGAAUCCGCACCCAGUGGCUAGCGGGGCGCCGACAACGCGUGGGCGGCUGA